GCGUCCCCGAGCUACGCCGAUGCAUUUCUGUCGUUCAUGUCGUACAUGGGCGACAGCAACAACACACGCGCCCUCUUUGAACGCUUCCUCGCUAAAGUGCCAAGCGAGGAGGCCGGCAGCAUCUGGGAGCGGUACAUCAAGUUUGAAUCCCUGCACGGCGACUUGUCGUCUGUGCUGCGAUUGGAGCAGCGGCAACAGGCGGCGGACGAGGCGCUGCGGGUGCAGGCGGAGGUGGACGCCAACCGCGGGGUCACGCAGCGGCACGACGAACACACCAUGGACCACCUCAUGUCCCGCUACCGCUUCCGUGAGCUGCUGCCCUGCCCGCGCGAGCACAUGUACCUCUUCCAGCAGGACCAGCCUUCCUCUGGCGCAGAGACAGGGAGUGCACCACCAGCCGGCUCUGCCAUCGCUGCUGCCACCACCGCAACAGGGCCAGGAUCAGCAGCAGCAGCACAGGCUGAUGCGGGCGCCAACCUCGACGUCACCUUUGCAGCAUAUCCGACACCAGACACGUCCCAGCUGAUCCCGUUCAAGCCGGUGCUUGACCGUGACCCGGGCAUGUUUCUCGUCCGCCCGCUUUCAGCUCCACGCCUGCAGCGAAGCACUAAUUGGUCCGCCGGUGGAUACAGAUGCGCUUCUUCGUCUGAUUCGCGACACGAAAGAUGUGAAGUGCACAUCAUCUGA
Molecule: messenger RNA, 687 nt
Organism: Salpingoeca rosetta
Lineage: Eukaryota; Choanoflagellata; Craspedida; Salpingoecidae
Exons: 6
Coding region: 37-687 (216 amino acids)
Biological process (GO): mRNA 3'-end processing
Cellular component (GO): nucleus
Molecular function (GO): mRNA binding; protein binding
Source: RefSeq, a predicted model, not a curated record